Messenger RNA from Sarcophilus harrisii (Tasmanian devil), 3180 nucleotides. RefSeq names its product 5-hydroxytryptamine receptor 1D (gene HTR1D). Gene Ontology annotation, biological process: smooth muscle contraction; G protein-coupled receptor signaling pathway, coupled to cyclic nucleotide second messenger; chemical synaptic transmission. Gene Ontology annotation, cellular component: dendrite; plasma membrane. The transcript has a single exon. Lineage: Eukaryota; Metazoa; Chordata; Mammalia; Dasyuromorphia; Dasyuridae. Gene Ontology annotation, molecular function: neurotransmitter receptor activity; G protein-coupled serotonin receptor activity. Bases 1359 to 2492 code for a protein of 377 amino acids. The record is from RefSeq and is a predicted model, not a curated record.
UUUUUCAGAUUAAGAAACUAAGUCCCGGAGAUAGCAAGUGACUUGUCUAUGAUGGCACAGGCAGCAAGGGGGCAGAACUAGAAUGUGAAUUUAUGUCUUCUGACUAAUCAAUUAACCAUUUGUUAUUUUCUUCUGGGUAUUAUUCAUUGAAGACAGAUUUGAAGAUGAAUUCUGGAUAACCACAGAACCUUCUGAUGGAGCCCGAUUUUCAGGCUACGUAGGUGACUUCUAGUUUUAUUUAGGCCAUCUGAAUCUAGUGUUGUAUCAGAAAACAAAGAAACAAACAAACAAAAACUAUGAAGCUACUUCAGAAACUAAGAAAGUACUUGGAAGUGCAGAUAGCCACAUAAUCAUAAAACCAGAAUCUUGAGUGAGCAUCUUGAUAUUGGUGUUACCACAUUAUGGCCAAAUGGUAAUAAAUUCAGAGUGAAUUCAUAAAGAUUUACUAUUUGCAGGAAACUAACUUUUAAAAAUAGACUAUUAUUGAUUUUUUUAAGAUUUAAAAUCACUAAAUUUCCCUUUAUAUUCCUUCCCCUCUCUACUCACAGAGAAUUAUGUCUACUAAUAAAGAAUUUAUUAGAAAAAAAUAGAGGAAGAAGAAAAAAAGAUUAUAACAAAAUUGAUUAAUACACUAAAAAGGGAAAUAGCUUUUAACUCCAAAUUAGAAAUUUCUUUAGCAUAUUCUUCAAACCAUCAUAAACUCAUAGGAGUUAUACUCGGAGAUUGUCUCUUCCAACUUCUAACUUUAUGAAGAUGAAGAUGUACAUACAAAUUGUAGAACCAUAGAUCCAGAGCUGGAAGAGACCUGAGAGGCUACCAGAUCCAGCUUUUUCAUUUUAUAGAUGAGGAAACUGAGGCACCAAGAGGUUUGACUUGCCCAGGGUCACAUAGCUAGUAAGGAUCUGUGUUGAAAUAGUAAUCCGGUCUUUCUGACUGCAUGUCCAGUGCUAUUAUGCUGUAUUGCCUCUCAUAAUCUAAGAGUGGAAGAACUACUACCCACCUCUCAGGGUAGUGGUGAGGAAAUUGCUUUGUAAAUUUGAAAGUGCUAGAAUAAUUGAUGAGCAUUUUUUUUUUUUACUAACGAUUUCACCCAGUUCACCUGCCUCAUGUUGCCCAAAAAAGGGAAAAUGGUUUGUUUGAUAACACAAAUAUAACAAAAUCCCGAGCCAUGAUUUGAACCCACAUGUCAAGACUUAAGUCCUGCAUCCUUUUUUCUACAUUAUGCUGGUGGAGCCAUGGUCUUUUCCCUUUGAUUUCUAGCCCCUACCCCACAGGAGGGUGAAUCAGGCUACUGGGUCUGGGACCCCAGAAAGGUUUGUGAAAGUGGGAAACUAGUGGAAGGCUAGAGCUCCUCUAAAAUGCCCCUCGAGAACCAAUCAACCGAAGACUCUGCAUGGACCCCUCCCAGCAAAGCCCCGAACUCAACUGAAAUAUCCGGGGCAUGGGAUGCACGAACGCUCCAAGCACUCAAGAUCUCCCUGGCUGUGAUUUUGGCCAUCAUAACUCUAGCAACCAUUCUCUCCAACACUUUUGUGAUCAUCACGAUAUUCCUUACUAGGAAGCUCCACACGCCCGCCAAUUAUCUCAUCGGCUCCCUGGCGGUGACAGACCUCUUGGUGUCCAUUUUGGUAAUGCCCAUCAGCAUCGCUUACACCGUCACCCAGACCUGGACCUUUGGGCAGAUCAUGUGCGAUAUCUGGCUCUCCUCAGACAUCACCUGCUGCACCGCUUCCAUCCUCCACCUCUGUGUCAUCGCAUUGGACCGAUAUUGGGCCAUCACCAACGCCCUGGAAUAUAGCAAGCGUCGGACCUUUGGCCGGGCAGCGGCCAUGAUCGCCAUGGUCUGGAUCAUCUCUGUGUGUAUCUCCAUGCCUCCGCUUUUCUGGAGGCAGGCCAAAGCUCACGGAGAGCUGGCUGACUGCCUGGUGAAUACCUCCCAGAUUUCCUACACCAUCUACUCCACCUGUGGUGCCUUUUACAUCCCAUCUGUGCUGCUCAUCAUUCUCUAUGGCCGGAUCUAUGCUGCUGCUCGGACUCGGAUCCUGAAGCCACCUUCCCUGUAUGGCAAGCACUUCACCACCGCUCAUCUCAUCACUGGUUCUGCGGGCACCUCCUUGUGUUCCAUCAACUCCAGCCUUCAAGAGGGGCAGCCCCACACGGGGGACUCACCGCUUUUUAUGGGUCCUGUGAAAAUCAAGCUAGCCAGCAGCCUCCUGGAAAGGAAGAGGAUCUCAGCAGCCAGAGAAAGGAAGGCUACCAAGACACUGGGGAUUAUCCUGGGGGCUUUCAUCAUCUGCUGGCUGCCCUUCUUUGUCGUGUCUCUGGUCCUACCCAUCUGCCGAGACUCCUGCUGGUUCCACCCAGCCCUCUUUGAUUUUUUCACAUGGUUAGGCUAUUUAAAUUCUCUCAUUAACCCAAUAAUUUACACUUGGUUUAAUGAAGAAUUCAAACAAGCAUUCCAAAAACUAAUACGGUUCAAAAGAGGGUCUUAGUUUUAAUCUUUUUCUGCUUGCUGAUGAAUCCUGCUAUCAUAUGGUCAUUAAAAUCCAGACCGGAUAAAUUUCUUACAGUUUGUAAAUUAAAUCAUCAGUCAGCAAUUCAAAUGCCAGAUGUUUUCCCUGUUACUCCUCAAUGGUCAUGAGUUACUUCCUCCAUCUUAGACCUUGAAUAGUAUUAUAUUUUGUCCCUCUCUACUCAUGGUAUAUUUGGUUUGUAUAUAUUUUUUGGAUUUAUAUACCUAUGUCGAUUUCCUCCCAAUAGAUGUAAGCUCCUUGAGGGUAGGAACUGUUCUUGAUUUUGUCUUUUGUAUCUCUGGCACUGAGCGAAUUCUUGCAGUAUUGAAUUCAAUGUAACAUUGUAUACUAUCGAUGUGUUUUUGUUUUCUCCCUCUAUUAGACUGAGCUCCAUGAAUACAGGAGCCAUGUCUUCUUUAAACUUUGUAUCUCCCUUGAGUGUACAGUGCAGUGUUCUAUACAUAGUAGCUAUUUAAUAAGUCUUUAUGGAAUUGAACUAAUAUUUGCAAAAUCCCUAGCUCUAAUAGGCACUGCUGAGGAUGCAAAGAUAAGACAUAGUCCUUAUUCAUAAGGUCUUACAAUGUAAAAGGAGAUAAAACUUGUAUACAGUUAAAUAGGAAUUGUUGUUGUUUGUCCUUGAAGAGAACCCUGACAUCAGGGAGGUGAU